AAAUAAUACUAAACCAAAACAGCUGCCCUGGGCACACAGCACUUGGUUUCUCUGUUUACAAAUACUGCUUGUUUCCUGUUUCCAAUCUGACUAAUAUUCUGUGAAUAGCUGAUGGUUUGAUAGAAACCAUAGUUUUGUAGUUUGGCUCAACAGAUGCCAUGGCUAAUGAUAUCAAAUGCUUCAUCUAGCAUAUUGGCGCAAACCAUUCCUUUUGUCUACCUCCGCAAAAUAGUUGUCUGACAUUUGUCUGAGUGCAGUUCCUGUGGAGUGUGAUUUUUUGGAAAAGGUAUAAUAAUCAACUAAACCGGUUCAUCAAGAUUCCUCAAGUCAUUUUGUCCACCCGGGUUUUAUAGAACGUUCAUUGGUCUACCGAUGAUGAGUAUUGAUCAGUCCGGCUAUUCCAAGGGAUUACGACGAAGAACCUCUACACAACUCAGGCACAGGUAAGGCUUGAAGCUUGCCAAGCGACGCUUACCACUCCAACAACUAUGCCGGACAUGAAAAGGUCACUGACAAUUGAUGAGGUGCCAGACGUGCACAAGGAACCGUAUGUUCUUACGGGAUACAGGCCCCCGCAGCAGCCAUGGCGUUUUUACCUGAUGAGUAUCUUCUCCAAAAACAACGAAACCAUGAACGUCUGGACUCACCUUAUCCCAUGUUUCUACGUACUGUGGUUGCUGAAGACAUACUCUGACGAGGCAGGCUUCACAACAAGUGACCCAUCUUCAAUGCUUCUGCUUCUCUUUGGAACAAGCAACUUCGCCUUCCAUCUCUUUAGCGCAUUUGCCCAUCUUCUACACUCUCGCUCUGUAGCUGUAUAUUACGUCAUCUUCAUCUUCGACUAUCUGGGAAUCGCCUUCCACGCUUUCACCAGCGGGACCGUGCAAUACUUCCUCAGCAGCGAGACUUCGUUCUUCCACGCCGUGCAUCCGUGGUAUCCAUGGGCAUGUGUUCUAUUCACUUGUUGCUACUUUGCAGCCAAUGUGUACUCGCACGUAAGUUACAGGAGAUGUCAUUCGGAAAGGGCCCUUACGCAAGUAGUGUCUUUCAGUACGACGUAUCUGUGGAUCACUUUACCAGUAAUACACCGCAUUUACUCUGAUGUCCACAACGGAAACGUGGAUGAAGUCACAUGGAUGCAUGUCAAUCAUAUCCUGCUGAUGAUCAUAGCAGGCUUUUUCUUUGGGUCAGAAAUGCCACAGAGGUUGUUCCCUGGAGGAUGUGACGUCAUUGGUCACGGCCAUCAGAUAUUCCACGUGAUGAUCACGGCAUCGGUCAUGGUUCAACUAGAAGCAUCGUUCGCAGAUUUGCAGAACCGCCGCCAUCUUGAUUUGGUUCGAAUUCGUCCUACCGACAUGUCAAUCACAGCUUACCUUGUUGUGUUGCUUACUUCAUAUGGUUACAUCACUGCCAUAUUUGUGCGCAAAGCUUUGUCAAAGGCAAAUCAUAUUUAGUAUGAUUAUUUUUUUUCGUUUCUCGAUUAAUUGAGAUGGGCAUUGAGGUAAUAUUUUGUUUUUCGUUUUGCUUGAUUGCACACUAAUGUAGUCCACUUCUGAAUGUGGCCCAAAAUGGCAAAUGCUGUCAAUAUAGCUGUAGGUUUCAGUGGGUAUCUAUCUACGUAGUUAUCAUACCACAAAAUUACGAACGGAAUAGAAGAUAAGCUAUC
Messenger RNA from Branchiostoma floridae (Florida lancelet), 1666 nucleotides. Its product is annotated as membrane progestin receptor beta-like. The coding region runs from base 489 to 1454 and encodes 321 amino acids. Gene Ontology annotation, cellular component: plasma membrane. Gene Ontology annotation, biological process: response to steroid hormone. NCBI's taxonomy places the organism in Eukaryota, Metazoa, Chordata, Leptocardii, Amphioxiformes, Branchiostomatidae. The transcript has 3 exons. The record is from RefSeq and is a predicted model, not a curated record. Gene Ontology annotation, molecular function: nuclear steroid receptor activity; steroid binding.